AUGACCAUUUACGACCUACCAAAACAACCAAGCGCGCAAGACCUGGAUGCGCGGAUAUGCCCUGCGCUGGACAAACUUCCGAAUGAGGCGAAGGUGGACACACGGUUCUACACAGAGCAUAAGAACUGGUUUGGAGAGGAGUGGCGCGGAGAUCCCCGCGAUGUCCAAAUGUGGGUCGUAGUCCUUUGGCAGCCCGCUCCGGAGGUUCACGACGAAUUCGUAAAGUGGUUCGGAGAAGAGUUUACGCCCGGUAUGCUCGAGAGUCCUGGACUGCUUCGCACGCGCAUCUUCAAGCUCGAGCACGCUUCGCUCAUCCAGGACGAGAAAUACAAACAAGUAGAAAAGGCGUCAGUGUACCAGUACAUGACGUUCUGGGAGUUCGAUAGCGAGGAACUGCCAUGGGAAAUCUUGGUAUACCUGGGGUCUUCAGAGAGGUGGAGACACUAUGUGGAGGGCGGGCUUCUGUCAUGGCAGGUCGGACAAUUUCUGGUAAAUAACAUCUAUCCCGACAUCGAGGACGCGGACUCCCCGGCCGUCAUGGGGGCGAAGAUCAUCGUAACCCCGGUCGCACAGGAGACGUGA
Molecule: messenger RNA, 582 nt
Organism: Alternaria infectoria
Lineage: Eukaryota; Fungi; Ascomycota; Dothideomycetes; Pleosporales; Pleosporaceae
Exons: 3
Coding region: 1-582 (193 amino acids)
Source: RefSeq, a predicted model, not a curated record